UUGAAUUUCAUUGUCCCGUACACUAUUCUAAGGUCUGUAUGCGUCCAAAUUUUAUCUUCCGAAACUCUUAUGAGAUAACUGUACUAAUGCAAAAUCAUCCUUCAAGCUAAAGAACAUCCAAAGCGUCUAUCUGGAGAAGAGCCGAAAUACGGGGAACUCGGACAGCAACACGCCCAGAAAGAAUCUAAGUCCAGGUCCGAAUCAGCCAUAGGACUGGAAACCCCUUUCAAGGCCUGGCGCACAAGCGCUGACCGGAGAUAAAAGAAAGCGGAAGCAGAUAAGGGGAAAUCGCACGAGCGCACCGCCGGAAGCUGCGUCUCCGCCUUCGGUCAACCCGGCGCUCAUUCACUCAGCGUCAGUCGAAGCAAAAAGAAGAGCCAGAAUACAUCGUCCUUUCAUAGUUCACGUGUCAUCGUACUCCUAGUCUUGAACCGGCUCAGAAGUCGCUCAGCAGUUCGUAAUUGUUUUCGCGCCACCGAGUGUCUGUCGGGUGAGAUCUGGCGAUGUGUAAGGGUGCGGGAGGUGCGACAGGAUCGUGAUCUUUCGAGAGGCGCAACUAAGGGAAGAAUGAAUACCGCCACGAUGAGGUGCAUCGCCGUUCUGGUUUUCCUUGUUAUUGCCCUGUGCGCAGCCAGCCCACGUAGCUCGCCUUCCGAUUCGCCCCAAUGCCCGACGCCGAGGCUGAAAAACGGAAGAAUCCGGGCGAGAGGCCGCGGCAGAAUCAUCAGGUACAGCUGCUACGCCGACUACGAGCUCGUUGGUAAUAAAUACUCGACCUGCAUUCGUGGAUCCUGGGAUACACCUACACCCAUUUGCGUCAGUACGCGCUGUCCAGCUAUUCCAGCACCGAAGCACGCGGUCGUCGGCGAGAAGUACCACGGCGCAAUAUUAAUGUACUUUUGCGAGCCAGGCUACGUGCUCGUCGGCAACGCCGAAAUUUACUGCGACGGCCGACAGUGGAACGGCACUACGCCCUACUGCCGCGAUUCGAACGCCACCGCACCGACUUCCUGCGAUUUCGAAAAAGAUGGACUCUGCUGGUGGGAACAGGAUCCCAAGCACAAUUUCGACUGGAUCAGGCAUCGAUUCGACACGCCCAGCUCGCACAUCGGCACCGGACCUACUCAUGAUCACACUCUCGGCGCUGGGAAUGACGGAUAUUAUUUGUACAUCGAGGCGUCAGGAAGAUUAGUCAACGACACGGCCAGAAUUUUAUCGCCUCUCUACAAUGCCUCUCUCACGGAAUCAGGAUGUUUUUCCUUCUGGUAUCACAUGUACGGCACUACCAUCGGCAGCCUCAAUGUUUACUUGAAGCCGGAAGUGGAGGAAACGCCAAAACUUAUGUGGACCAAAAGCGGCAAUCAGGGCAAUCAGUGGCUGCACGGCUUGUUCGAGUUUCCCACUUUGAAUAGCAGUUUCCAGAUAAUCAUGGAGGGAAUUCGCGGCUCGAGCUACGUCAGCGAUAUCGCCAUUGAUGACAUCGCUAUUUUGCAAGGAGAUGAGUGCAACGUUAAGAAUCUAACCGUGUCCCCGCCCGCUUCUGACGGUGAUGAAGUAGAAGUUUUCAACGCGAUGCAGUCGUGCCAGAACCGUUGCGUAAACGGAUUAGCCGAAACCACCCCCAGCUCCGAAUUGUAUUCAAACCCAGAUGUGUGCCAGUGUACAUUGGACUGCGCAGAAAACUCCUCCUGUUGUCCAGACUUUGCCGAGUACUGUAUUUACGAGGUGACCGAGCAAGCGGAAACUCUCGUCCCAUCGACGAAUGACACAAUAGCCGUUGUGCCGACUAAUCCGACGACAGAAAAGCAGACGGAAAAAGGCCAGCCGUCUGCGACAAUGAGUACGGCUCCGAGCACGACUAGUACUACAACGACGAUAUCGACCUCGGUCAAAUCUACGAAAAUCACCGAAUCUACAAUUCCAUUUAGCACGGAUCGACCCAGAACGACGCUCAAUGAAACAAGCGUCGAAACAAGAGCAACUACUGCGCCGCCGACGAGAGCAGUCUACAGCACGGCCGCAUCGACAAUGAGCGUUCACGUGGAAACUCCGUUUGCCAGUCGGGUGCAUGAAACUAGCACUAUGCCGACAACUACGACUACUACGAGUACGACUAGAACGACGAUUGCUCCUAGUACCACUACGACUAAAGCGUCCACCGAACCGACCGAUGACGACGCGCAAGUGCAAACUGAACCACAACACGUCCUGGCUGAAUCCUCCAGACAUCAGUCGACCUUCGGCCUUUCUGGAAUCAUCGUCAUAGUCAUCGGCAUUUUGACGGGAGUCACGAUAACCACGGUUGUGGCGUUGGUGUUCCUUCGACGGCGACGCAGAGGCUCCAACAAGUCUGCUUUCUCCGAAGACAGCGAUGUGCGGUUUCUCACCUCCGACGAGGUGCUGGACUUUAACUUGGCCAAACCAGCCGGUGAAUACGAUGAAUUGUAAAUCGUAAAACUCGUUACGUUGGCUGCUAAAUUUUAAGGUGUCAUAUAGGUAGUCUUUUUUAACGGAAAAACGUUGUCCUUUCAAAGAAAUAUAACUGCAUUUACGUAAUAUAAGGUAAAUCAUUUUUGUUCGUACUUAAGAAGGACUAGACUAAGUACAAAGUGUGUAAUUAAAUGAUUAAUAAUGAAAUAUUGAAUAAAAAAAGCAUCAAUGAUUAUUAUA
Molecule: messenger RNA, 2670 nt
Organism: Nasonia vitripennis (jewel wasp)
Lineage: Eukaryota; Metazoa; Arthropoda; Insecta; Hymenoptera; Pteromalidae
Product: MAM and LDL-receptor class A domain-containing protein 2-like
Exons: 10
Coding region: 568-2448 (626 amino acids)
Cellular component (GO): membrane
Source: RefSeq, a predicted model, not a curated record